Messenger RNA from Metarhizium album ARSEF 1941, 4443 nucleotides. Its product is annotated as DEAD helicases superfamily protein (Aquarius). Lineage: Eukaryota; Fungi; Ascomycota; Sordariomycetes; Hypocreales; Clavicipitaceae. The record is from RefSeq and is a predicted model, not a curated record. Gene Ontology annotation, cellular component: catalytic step 2 spliceosome. The coding region runs from base 1 to 4443 and encodes 1480 amino acids. Gene Ontology annotation, molecular function: mRNA binding; helicase activity. Gene Ontology annotation, biological process: mRNA splicing, via spliceosome. The transcript has 4 exons.
AUGCCCAACGCCAAGCGCCUCAAGGGCAGUGGUGCAGCCAAAGCUGGCAAGACCCGCGAGCCCGCCGUCCAUGUCCAGGACGAACGUCCAACUCCCGCUGAAGUCGAAGAGGAGGAGCACUCGUUUGUUCAGCUGGCGAGAAACCACUGGUUAAAGCCUGGGAAAAGGACCGCAAAGUCCAGGGUCAAGAACGACGUUCUGAAGCAGGGCAUCUGGCAUGUUCUGGAACAAGAUGGCUUCCAAUACAAGUCGCUUCUCCUCUUGGAGAGCCUGCAAACCCUGGAGAGCUAUCUCUGGCCGGGAUAUACCGACGAAGCGUCGAAUUUUCAUGUCCUCUUGAUUGUACUAAUAGCAAACGUGAAACGGCGCGAACACUUGGAGACAUGGGCCUUGUUUGAAGAUCGACCCGAGGAUUUCUCGUCCAUGUUCCGCCGAGCCCUGUCGCUGUUGCUCGACCGCACCCUCUCCAUUUCCAUACGAACCCAUCUUGUUUGUUUUUUGAUUUACGCGUUCCAGAGUCUAGAUUGCUCUAUUGUCAGAAAGGAAUGUGCACCGCUGGUGUCAAUAGGAAUCUGGCAGAACUUGUCUAGCGAAAAGCAACGGGAGACUUUACUGGACCAAAACGCUCAUUUGCGAAAGGCUUGGAGGGCAUCCCAGAAGCGGUAUGACGCGGGCGAUGACGAUACCAAGGCUCGGCUUCGCUUCGAAAGAUCCUGGCUCUACUCGCUGCUUCUGGACUUUUUGGGUCUCUUGUAUGACGAUACCACUGCCAAGUCAGGUAUGCAAUCCUACUCGGGUUCCCUCCAGUCCUUCACCCAUUUUGCACACGUUGACGGACCCGCUCCUCCAGAUCAAGCUUUGUAUUGCGAGAGGUUCACCGAGUUCAUCUCCGAUCUUCAAAGCCAGCUGCCUACAAGGCGCUAUCUUAAUACGCUACUCCAAGACUUGCAUGUCUUACCUCUUAUGAAACUCUCACCGACAUACAAUAACGAGAACAACUCUCUGCUGCGAGACUUACACGCUCUGCUCUCGCACUAUACCCACUUCACCAUAGACGACCAGACUGGAAUCCAAUUGACCAUGACGGAAGCAUACGACAAGCACUGUCUAGCCCUUGGGAAGCUGCAGCGGGUCGCUCUGACGCACUUUAAAGACAAACUCAUGGUUUUGGCCCUCUCGAAUUAUGGAGGCAUAGACAAGAGAGAUGAGCUUGAGGGUCUCCUUGAACCCUUGACGGAUGAGGAACUCACCCAGCUCUUCACACUUCUCGAUAUGCGAUCUACAUACCCGGAGUCUCUUGCACUGCCAGUCGAUCGCAGGGUGCUUACUGAAAUCAUGCUGAGUAAAUUCGAGCGGAAGAAAACCUUCCGUGAGGCCGCUCGGUAUAUGCCGCUAGUUCCAACCGAACGAACCUUGUUUGACAGUGGCUUCCAGCGAGCAGAUGCGUAUGAUGGAUCUCAUCCUCUGGCUUUGCCCAAGCUGAAUCUGCAGUACCUAUCCGUCGGAGAUUUCCUCUGGAGGGCAAUGAUUUUAUACCGUUGCGAAGCCUUCUACGGCAUUCGAAAGGAUGUGGAAACAGCCUUGCGUCGUCUCCGGCCAGAGUCCAAGCAGCCUGGCGUGGUAAACUUUGCAGGAUACUCGAAAAUGGCCAUGCCAAUUUCGAAACCGUCAGUUCUCGAAGUUAUACCCCCGCUAGUGGGCGAAGAACUUCCGUCACUGGUGAAAGCUGAAAUCUCGUUUGAUGUUCGACGCCUGGGACACAAUGUUCGACGGGAAUGGAACAGUCUCCGUCCCGACGAUGUCGUAUUUCUCUUGGCUGUUGGAGCACCACCUUCGCAAGCAGCCGUCAACGGCGACGAUAUUCGGUCUGAGCAUGAGAAGCUCGGCAUUAUAUCAGUACGGUCCGCCGAGAUAAUUAGCAUCACAGACGAAAAGGGGCGUCCUGUCAGGGAUGGCUCCAUGAAUCUCGACAACAAGCGCAGGAUGCAUCUGAGACUGGACCCAUACAUGUACUCUAGAGAUUCAGAACGCGCAUCAGGGGGCAAACCUGAUGUCUACGGCCAAGUCAACUUGCUUUUAAGACGGGGACGAAGGGAAAACAACUUCAAGCCUGUUCUGGAGUCCAUUCGCAAGCUCGUCUUGUCGGAAAUGCCUCUUCCGCCCUGGCUGUAUGAAGUCUUCCUGGGAUACGGCGACCCAGCGGGUGCAAAUUACAAGAACAUGUCCAGCCGAAACAAGAAGCUUGACUACAGGGACACCUUUCUUGACUGGCAACAUCUAGUUGAAAGCUUGCCGGGCAAAACCGUCGAGCCUGGGGGCGAUGUCACAGGCAGCUUUGGCCCUCCAUAUGUUCUAGAGGAAGCCGACAAGGUUGAAGCGGCUAACGGAGCUCGACCAUCGAAGAAGCGCCGGCGCGACGCAGACCCGACGAAGCAAUCCGAGGUCGACAUCCUUCGGGUAUCGACAUAUAAGCCCCCAAACAAUGGGCCAUACCCUGUGGAUGCGCCCAAGUUGAAUUCCGUCCGAUUCACGCCCGCUCAGAUCGAGGCCAUCAUGUCGGGAUCGCAGCCUGGAUUAACGGUGAUUGUGGGCCCCCCGGGAACAGGAAAGACAGACGUGGCUACUCAAAUCAUCAACAACAUCUAUCACAACUUCCCACAGGAGAGGACGUUGCUUGUUGCGCACAGCAACCAGGCACUCAACCAAUUAUUUGCCAAGAUUGUCGCACUGGAUAUUGACGAGAGACACCUGCUCCGUCUGGGACAUGGAGAGGAAGACUUGGACACGGCGGGAAGCUUCAGCAAACACGGUCGUGUUGAAUCAUUCCUUGACAACAGGCAGACACUUCUACAAGAAGUCAGAAAACUCGCGUCAAGCCUUGGGGCGCCAGGAGCGCAUGAUAACUCGGCAGAGACUGCUGGGUACUUCAACAAGGUCUACGUUGAACCCGCGUGGAAAAGAUUCCAGCGCGCUGCAACCUCGGGCGAGACGUCCGUCGCGGACCUUGUAGAGGCCUUCCCGUUCCAUGCCUACUUUGCUGACGCGCCUCAACCAUUGUUCCCAGAGGAUGCCGAUCGUGCGACGACGCUGGAAAUCGCCACUGGUUGCUACCGGCAUAUCAUCAAGAUAUUUUCAGAGCUGGCCGACAUUGUUCCAUUUGAAAUCCUCCGCCGUGACCGAGAGAAGGCCAACUACUUGCUGACCAACGAGGCUAGAAUCAUAGCCAUGACGACUACUCAUGCCGCCAUUCGACGAGGCGAGAUUGCCUCACUCGGCUUCCACUAUGACAAUGUGGUCAUGGAAGAGGCGGCCCAAAUCACCGAAAUUGAAACAUUCAUGCCCCUUGCCAUGCAAAAGCCGACGAAUAACCAAAUGCCACUGAAGAGGGUCGUCUUGUGCGGCGAUCACCUCCAGAACUCGCCGGUCAUUCAGAGCUUGGCAUUCCGCCACUACGCCAACCUGGAACAGUCGCUAUUCUCCCGUCUGGUCCGGCUGGGAGUCCCAACCGUCCACCUUGAUCAGCAGGGACGUGCUCGGCCCUCGAUGGCAAGACUUUACCAGUGGAGGUACCCCAAGCUGGACAACCUGCCACACGUGCAGAACCAAGGCGAAUUUCUCCGAGGCAAUGCCGGCUUCAAGUUUGAUUACCAGUUCAUCAACGUACCCGACUACAAGGGCCGUGGGGAGUCGGAGCCGACACCGCAUUUCAUUCAGAAUCUGGGCGAGGCAGAGUAUGCCGUGGCCAUAUACCAGUACAUGCGGCUGCUGGGGUAUCCGGCGGAGAAGAUCAGCAUCCUGACAACCUACGCGGGGCAACGAGCUCUGGUCAAAGACGUGCUUGCUCACAGAUGUGCCAAGAGGCCCAUUUUCGGACUUCCCAAGGCGGUUGCCACGGUGGACAAGUACCAAGGCGAACAGAAUGAUUACAUCAUCUUGUCCCUGACUAGAACGUCGCGGGUGGGUUACUUGCGCGACGUCCGGCGCAUGACGGUUGCGGUAUCUCGAGCCAGGCUCGGAUUGUACAUUCUUGGUCGCCGGGAGGUGUUUGAGGCGUGCCCGGAGCUCCGACCCGCAUUCGACCUCGUGCUGGGGCGGCCGGACAAGCUGAUGCUUGUGACAGGAGAGAUGUGGCCGACGGAGAGAGCCAACUUGGAGGAUGGUUCGAGUGUGGAGGGAGAAGUGGCGAUGGAAAACGUGGAGCACCUGGGACAAUACGUGUUUGAGAUGACCAAUACGAGACUUGAACGAUUACAAGCGCAGGGCGUCUCGGCGGAAUCUGCCACGACUGGGCCAGGAAGCAUAGCCGAAGAGGAAGAGGAAGAGGAAGAGGGAGAGGGAGAGGGAGAGGGAGAUGGAGGAGCACAGGCUCCGUACUACGACGAAGACGAGAAGGAAGCGGAGCCAGAUAUUCUGGAGGUCCGCGAAGGAGAAAACAAGAAGUAG